AGCAGCGUCACUUGGCAGCCACUUCACACUGAUGUCUGCUUCUGAGAUGGCUGAGCAGGGACAAAGGAAAAAACUGACAAAAGCAGAGAGGGCAAAGUUGUUACUGACAAAACAAGCUUUCCCCCAAAAUGCAUUUUUCAUCUUCAACAAAGCAACAGAGUUUGUUAGAGAAACUGGCAUUCAAGGAAAUGAUCUUUUGGACCAGAUGCUCCACAGCAUCUUGUUCUUAGGGAACAUUCAUGCUGCAAGGUACCCCCCAGAGGUCAUCUUUGCGGACGAGGACAUAUAUGAUAAAAGCAUGUGUGCUUUCCCUACACCAUUCACCAGAUACAGAGAAGAUGUACCUCAGCGGACACCUUUCUCUUACUUUCUGGAAUUGAUUGUAAGAUACUGCGGUGAACACGAAGAAGAAGUGAAAGCUAUACUUCGUGAAAUAUUGAGGGGAUGUAAAAAGUCCGACAUUCAAUACCCCUUGAUUUCAUCUGUCAUUUCCAUCUGUCAAGUGUCCAAUAAGAGGUACUAUGGGGGGUCUCUGACCUGUCCAGGUGAAAUAGAGAGAGAGAUCAUGACUGCUGUGUCCUGCCUGCAUGUUUGGCAUCCCUAUGUUUCAUCCGCUGUUUUGGGUGUGUUUCCUGAAGACACAACUGAGCCCAGGUUUCCAGAUGGUGCCAUAACACUGCCAGAUUCAGUUGUGUGUAGGGCCUUUGACAUAGAGAACCUCAGCGAGGUGAAACCUCCUUGUGAGCGCUGCCAUGAGCUUUAUUCUCUUCCCAAUCACACAAAUAACAGAAAUAACCCUGGCAACUGUGCUGAAACAGAGGCAAUAAGUAACCUCCUUGUAAAUGAGGAAGGGGUCACCGACGAGACUCAAAUGAAACAAGUUAUUGUUGCAAGAGAUGAGGUUGAGAAGAGAAUGAGUGCCCAUUUCAACAUUAAAAUGAAUGACAGGAUGUCAGGAAGGUCACCGGAAAAUCAAGACAGUUAUGACAUCAAAAGAAAAUAUGUUUAUAACUCCAAGGCAAGCUCAUGUUAGAAUAUUCCAUAGUUGAUUGAUUUGAAAUAUCUCAGUAAGGAAAGAAAUGUAAGAUGCCCUUAAUCAGCUUCAGGACAAGUAAAUAACAGUUCUUACGACACAAAAUGCCUGCAUAGAUAUCAAAUGUAUUUUUGUUCUGUGUGAAGCUGUACAGAAUAAAAAUAAUAAAUCAUUCUUGUAUGCUCA
Colossoma macropomum (tambaqui) is the source of this 1219-nucleotide messenger RNA. RefSeq lists its product as uncharacterized. Bases 32 to 1033 code for a protein of 333 amino acids. The record is from RefSeq and is a predicted model, not a curated record. The transcript is spliced from 5 exons. Lineage: Eukaryota; Metazoa; Chordata; Actinopteri; Characiformes; Serrasalmidae.